Messenger RNA from Zootoca vivipara (common lizard), 5136 nucleotides. RefSeq names its product tribbles pseudokinase 3 (gene TRIB3). Gene Ontology annotation, biological process: protein phosphorylation; regulation of MAP kinase activity; positive regulation of proteasomal ubiquitin-dependent protein catabolic process. The record is from RefSeq and is a predicted model, not a curated record. Gene Ontology annotation, cellular component: nucleus. NCBI's taxonomy places the organism in Eukaryota, Metazoa, Chordata, Lepidosauria, Squamata, Lacertidae. Gene Ontology annotation, molecular function: mitogen-activated protein kinase kinase binding; protein kinase activity; ATP binding.
UGCCGCAUCAGCCGGACCGAGGCGGAGCCGCGGCUGCGGGAGUUACAUCAUCCCCGACGGCGCGGCCAGGAGCCGCAGCGGCCGCGCAGACAAAGGCGCUCGCCACUCGAGGAGGGCGCGUUCGCUCGCUGCGCUGCUCCCUCGCCGCCACCGCCGCCGCUUGCACCAUGGAGCGUCGCUGUUGCUGCUGCUGCACUCGCCCUUAGGCGGGGAGGGAAGCAGGAUCCCACCCUACCCGCCACCCCGAGGUGGGGGUCUUCUGGAUUGGGUGCUCCCCUCUCCCCUCGGAUUCCGCCUACCCUGCAGGAUCGUCGGUCAAGGAAAGGGGGAAAGCACUCCGGAGUUGGGGGGCGAGAAGGCAAGAGAAGGACCCCCCUCCAAAAAAGAGAGAGACCCGCAUAUAGGGAACGCCGUCGAGGCCGCCGCCGCCACUGCCAAAGAUGAGUCUGCUUGUGCAGGAGUGCCCUCUGGUGGUUGCAUCGCAGAAGAAGCAGCAGCGGCUGGACUUGGACGAUGCCUCUGAGACCAGCAUCCCAGAAGCCAAGCGCCCACGUCUCAGCCUGCUGCCGAGCCCGAGCCCUUGCCUCCAACCCCUUGCCUCUAGCCUCCUUCCUGCCACAGACCGGGAGUCAAGGAUAUCCCAGAUUGGCCCCUAUAUCCUUCUGGAGGCCACCGAAGGCGGCCGCUGCUACAGGGCUGUGGACAGACACACGGAGGCAGAAUAUACCUGCAAGGUCUAUCCAGCCAAGAGCUACCCAGAGGCGCUGGCCCCUUACGCCGCCCUUCCAGCGCAUCCCAGCAUCGCCCGUGUGGCGGAUGUGAUUGUCGGGGACCAGAACAUUUACGUCUUCUUCCAGCCUGGGAGGGACGACAUGCAUAACUAUGUGCGACGGUGCAAGCGCCUUCCUGAGCCUGAGGCUGCUGUCCUCUUCCGUCAGAUGGCUGAAGCGGUUGCCCACUGCCACCAGCAUGGAGUGGUCCUCCGGGACCUCAAACUGAGGAAAUUCGUGUUUGCUGACCGAGAAAGAUUCAAACUGCUGCUGGAGAAUCUGGAGGACUCGUGUUUGCUGAAAGGCCCCGACGACUCCUUGGAGGACAAGCACGGCUGCCCGGCCUACGUGGGUCCCGAGAUCCUCAGCUCCAAGGCGUCCUACUCCGGCAAGGCUGCUGACAUCUGGAGCCUGGGCGUGGUGCUCUAUACCCUCCUCGUGGGGUGCUACCCCUUCCAAGACACCAAGCCCCUGUCUCUCUUCGGCAAGAUCCGCCGCGGGCGCUUUGCCAUCCCCGAGGACCUCUCGCCCAAAGCCCGCUGCCUCAUCCGUUGCCUCCUGCGAAAGGACCCAUCCGAGAGGCUGACAGCCGGCGAGAUCCUAUUGCACCCAUGGCUGGCUCCUGGCGGCACCCCUGAGGGCUUGUGGAAUGGCCCCUCCAGAGAUCAGGGGCCGGAGCAGGUGGUCCCAGAUGUGGGGGGCUUGAGGGAGGUCAAGGCCAAAGAGGAAGAGGAGGGAGGCCUGUACAGCUGAGCCGCCAAAGAGAACAAGAUGGAAAAAGGAGCAACAAGGUGACUCUUGUCUUGACCUGACUAGCCAUGAACCAUGGAAGGGAGACCCCCUCUCACCCUUCAGUUCCCUCACUAGAGUCGUGCCCCAGAAAGAAGUGUCUUCAAGCUAAGACAACAGUCACAUUUGCCAGCAAACUGGGAGGACUGGUGCUUUGACAUCCAGGUCAGGGACGAUGGCGAGGCGUCAGCGCCUCCCUCGCAUCACGGCGCCCCUCUUCGUGGCGCACUCGUUCGCAUGUGCCAAAGGACUGUUCCGGAACUCUUUAUCCCCACCAGCAAAACUCUCCUGCGUUGAGAAAGGGGUGCUUCUUAGCAGCCCCUGUGGGACUCUGAAACGAAGGACUGGAGCUCCGAGCCGCCGCUGUUCUCGCAGAACGACUCAGGGGUGGUUGGCAAAAGAGGUUCAGGUUGCAAAAGGAUGGAUGGAUUGCAAGAUCAAGGACUGGGAAUUUGUGACUGGCUGCCUCGGUCAAAGCGCUGGACUGGUUUUUUUGUUUGAAACAGAAAGCAGCUGUAAAGACGCUCUCUCGCUGCAGUCCGGCUGCCAUUUUCAGGAGAAGUCAUUCCCCAUUCCGCAGUGCGCCAGGCGCCUUGUGAGGGAGGAGGGCAGGGUGGCAGCCUUGGAGGGAAGGGGCUGAGGUCCGCAGCUGUGUGUGGUCUCCUCCCCCCUCCUAGAAAACCUGUGGCCUUAAACAACUACAACCUCCCCCCCCCCCCGCAGUUUUCACCACAGUGCCUCCAAUUCCUGCCCUUAAAAUGAGGUUCCCGGUGGGCCUUGCCUCUUUCUCUACUUGAAUUUACCUCAGUACUUGACAGUUUUCGGGGGUGGCUGGGUUGUUCUGCCAGCCUCCCCCCCAGCCUGCGACCUCCCCCAUGGUGCCUUUCCUCCUUGCCUCCCCAGGGUUGGAGAAGAAACUCAGCCAUGCUAGGUGGGCUGGAUCUUAAAAGCCUUGAAAAAUCAAAUACAUGCCUCUGUCUUGCUUUCUUGGUGGGGUGCUACCCCUUCUGGGGUGCCCUGAAUAGUGCACCACAUCUCUAAGCACGAUUUUUUAAAAUCAGAACUUCAUUCCCACCCCAGUAUUCCAUGAAACGGCCCAUUGCUGGUCUUUUGAACCACAGUGUGAGAGGGAGGGGUUGCCAGGAGUGCCGUCCCUAUGCAGGGGUUUGCAGGCUUCUCUUGCCAACAUUUGUGGGUGCUGGGACCCCAGCACACCCCUAUUGUCUUUGGCCUUCUGCAGGGCACCCAUGCUUGGGUCCCUGCAUGGAUUUCUCUCUAUUUUUUCUUGGGGGGGGGUGAGGCAACACUGCAAGAGGAAGUGUUUCUGACAAAAACAGGCAAAAAUGUACAGUAUAGGCAUAUAUCUCAGGUUCUACAAAUCCUUGAGACACAUCGACCCCAUCCAUUGAUGAAUUUCUUUUAACAAAAUAAAAAAAUUCCUUCCAGUAGCACCUUAGAGACCAACUACCGUAAGUUUGUCAUUGGUAUGAGCUUUCGUGUGCAUGCACACUUCUGCAGAGACACGAAAGCUCAUGUUGUUGUUGUUGUUGUUUAGUCGUUUAGUCGUGUCUGACUCUUCGUGACCCCAUGGACCAGAGCACGCCAGGCACUCCUGUCUUCCACUGCCUCCCGCAGUUUGGUCAAACUCAUGUUCGUAGCUUCGAGAACACUGUCCAACCAUCUCGUCCUCUGUCGUCCCCUUCUCCUAAUGCCCUCAAUCUUUCCCAACAUCAGGGUCCUUUCCAGGGAGUCUUCUCUUCUCAUGAAGUGGCCAAAGUAUUGGAGCCUCAGCUUCAGGAUCUGUCCUUCCAGUGAGCACUCAGGGCUGAUUUCCUUCAGAAUGGAUAGGUUUGAUCUUCUUGCAGUCCAUGGGACUCUCAAGAGUCUCCUCCAGCACCAUAAUUCAAAAGCAUCAACGGAAGUUCAUACCAAUGACAAACUGAGUUGGUCUCUAAGGUGUUACUGGAAGGAAUUUUUUUUCUUUUGUUUCGACAAAAGAACCCUGAGAAUGGCAGUUUCUCUUGGCAGAGCUGCCAUUCCCAGGAUUAUUUAGGGGUAGCCAUGCCAGAGUGGGACAAGAGUAUGAUUUGGAGGCUGAGAAAGGUGGGGGUGGGGAUUCCUAGUGGGCAAACCGCUCCCCUUGCCCCUUGCGGACCCACAUGUCCCCAUUGAGAAGCCAGUGCCGCCAACCUACCUGUUCCAGAGCAGGAUUUUGGUGGGGUGGAAGGUGGUCAGAGCUAAAGAGAUUCUGCUGCCUUAGCAAGUGCGGCUUCCAAACAGCAAACCCGCAGCCUUGGAGGGAGGGAGGACGGCAAGGAUCACUGCACACAGGCAGGAGACUCUCUCUGCCCUUCUCUUGAGCUGUUGGAAACAGCCUCAGCUCAGCCUUCUCCAAAAACCUGGCACCCUCUCAACAUUUUGGGCGCUGGCUGCGGCUGAUGGAAGCGGGAACCCAAACAUUGGGAAGGUGCGAGGUGAGAAAGGGCUAGAGCUAGCCACACAUGCCAGAGGGCCCUGGCACGCUCACCGGGGCGGGCACAAAUGUGGUGAGCUUGUUUCGCCUGGAGUCAGAAGGGCUGUCGAGAAGGUCCCAACAGCUGCUUCAGGGUCUCUCUCCUCUGCCCCAUGCCAGCUCUGCCCUCCCAAGUUGGCAGUGGGAAAAUGGGGCUGCAUUUCCACCCCCCAUGAUGGAAAGCCAGCUUUUACACUCUCGGUUUCCCUGGGACCAGAAAGGUCAGGUGUCCCUUAAGACAUGGUUGCAAAACUGGUUUUAAGAGCCAUUCCUCCUCCUCUGGGAAUAUGCCCCUCCUGGAGGGGGCUGGGCACCUCUAACAAGGCUCUCGACACAUCAGAAGAGCCCGCUGGAUAGGAACACAGGGAGCCGUCUUACAUUGAGCGAGACCAUUGGUCCAUCCAGCUCAGUACUGUCUACACUGGCUGGCAGCAGCUCUGAAAGGUUUCCGGCAGCAGUCUCUCACCACCCCACCGGAAUCGAAUCUGGGACCUUCUGCAUGCAAAUUGGGCCAGUGACCCGUCUAAACCUGCACCUUAAAGCGGCCAAGCGAAUGCCUGCAUGGGGAACCUGCAAGCGGGAGCCGAUCGCAACAGCGCCCCCCCCCGCGCUUUCCAGCAACGGCUCUUCAGAGGUCCAUUUGUCAACCUCCCAGCAUCCUUUGGAGCUUUGAGGGUUGAGCUGCUGCUGCAAAAACGGGUGCACGGUUAGCCUUUUAUUUACGCAGGGAGGGCGUGUUGGAACUGGCGCGGGCAGACGCCUCGGGCGAAAAAAACCCAGCUUCUGAUCAGCAAACCUUGGAUAAGGUGAAACGCGGGGAGCUGGAACCCUGUUGGUGCUUUUGGGGAGCGAAAAGAGUCAGUGAGUUGGCUCCUUUGGAAAUAAUUGUCUCUGGUUCAGCCAAAGAUGCUCCAGUUCUGGUUUAGUCCUUCCUGGCUCUGCCUCUUCCUCCCCCCCCCCCCAAGCCUCCCGUCAUCCUGCCUGUGUGCAAAUAAUGCAGCUUUCAUACCUGACCAAAUAGUGACACACACUACCACUGGGAGAGGCCUUCUGUGUUGUUGUUUU